This is a messenger RNA of Triticum turgidum subsp. durum (durum wheat), 240 nucleotides long. The record is from the annotation of a GenBank genome assembly. NCBI's taxonomy places the organism in Eukaryota, Viridiplantae, Streptophyta, Magnoliopsida, Poales, Poaceae.
AUGGUUAGUAAUUUCCAGGAUUUUGAUCAGAUGCUUGUUCUUAAUCUAUUUUUGACUUUUGUUCACUCCAAAAUGCAGCAUACACCUGCCAUUGACAUCUGGAGCAUUGGGUUCAUUUUUGCUGAGGUGCUGACUGGAAAGCCUUUGUUUCCUGGUAAAAAUGCUGUCCAUCAGUUAGACUUAGGGACUGAUCUUCUAGGCACACCUUCAAUGUAUACAAUUUCUCGGGUACGGUACUAA